CGUCGCUGGCUGCUACGCGGUCAACCCAUCAUCUUCCUUCCUCUCUCGGAAAAAAAUCUAUUUCUCUCUCUCUCUCUCUCUCCCCGGGCGGCGACGACUGGGCGAGCCGCUGCGCCCUUAGGCACGUCUUCGCCGGGCCAUUCGCCGGCAGCGAGCACCCACCAGCAGAUUUUCUGUGUAAAGGUUGCACAAGCUUCAAUACUUUUCAUCGGUUGGAGUUAGAAACUUCAAGCAUGAGCUCUCACCGUGUGAAGUGGAAUGAGGACAAUUUGUAUGAGAUUGAGUCAAACAAACCAGUGAGGCAGAAGAUAACAGAGCCAAAGACACCGUAUCACCCUAUGAUAGAUGAUGAUGGUUCCCUAUCGCCAACACGUCCUUUUGACAAAUGUCUCGAUGAGACUGUCCAGGCUGAAGCUAUAUUGACGGCCUUAAAUGGUGUUGCCUCUUCAAGCAAUAGCAAUUCAAAGGAUGAUGGUUGGGCAUCCUCAGAUGAUGAGACUGAUGCUAUGGAACAAGAGGAUGAUCCAGAAGCUGACACAGCAAGGUUGAGUUUCAAGGAGCAUCGUCGUGCCCACUACGAUGAGUACCGCAAAGUUAAGGAACUGAUGCGCACUGGGUCCCUUGUUGAGGAUGAGGCCGAUGAGAAUAACAGGGUUGAUAACAGCAGCGAAGGCAAGGGUGUGGGAAAAGGUGCUGCAGUCGAGGACAGGAAACCCGCAGCGGAAACAUGAGAGUUGAGAUGGUCCUGUUUCUCUAUGUUGUUCACUAAGAUAGGAAAAGCCCACCAAGGCAGCUGAAGCAUGCUUUUUGGCAUGUGUCGGAUCCGUGGUUCUGGGUUGGGUGGUUUUCUGUAACCAAAGCAGUUGUUACCUCCUAUUUUGUUUUGAGGUGCCGGUGUCCCUAAAAUGCAGUGCUGACCAAAAAUUCCAGUGGAGUUGGCUCCUUGUUCGUUAUGCCAUUUGGUGGCUCUUAUACAUUUUCAUUCAACAAAUAUGUUGUGGCUAGAGCGAACUGUUUGAUGCUGAAAUCAGUAAUGUGAUCAUCGUGAAUAAUUGUUUCUAUAAGAAAUAUUGGGAGCAGACCUAGUCGUUUGAUGUAA
This is a messenger RNA of Panicum hallii, 1099 nucleotides long. RefSeq names its product protein phosphatase inhibitor 2-like. The coding region runs from base 234 to 731 and encodes 165 amino acids. The record is from RefSeq and is a predicted model, not a curated record. The transcript is spliced from 5 exons. Gene Ontology annotation, molecular function: protein phosphatase inhibitor activity. Gene Ontology annotation, biological process: regulation of signal transduction. NCBI's taxonomy places the organism in Eukaryota, Viridiplantae, Streptophyta, Magnoliopsida, Poales, Poaceae.